AUGUUUAUCGGAGAAGGCUCGGGGCAAUGUGAAUAUAUUAUUGCUGGGAAAAUCUCGUCUCCCUCGUGCAAAGAGCUUGGAAUACCACGUGAUGAAAAACAAACCGCCGGCUUCCAACAAAUCCAGGAUACAUGUACAUCCAUAAAAACUGACAGUAUUAAAAACAAGAUUAAUUCUGCUCUUAAAGUAGACCCAUUUUCGCCGUACUGCAUGAUUCCACUUCCGGUGCCGUUUGGAUCAAGUCUUUUUGACUCUACCUGCAUCAGACGACGCAAUGAACGCGAGAGAGAACGCGUAAGAAAUGUGAAUGAAGGAUAUAUAAGGCUUAAAGAACAUUUACCUAUCAAAAAUAAAGAUAAGCGAAUCAGCAAGGUUGAAACGCUUCGUGGUGCCAUACGAUACAUCAAGUAUUUACAGACGCUCUUAGGCGAAGAAGAGGACUCAAGAAACGUUGAAGACAGAAUCAGGUGUGAGUAUUCAACGGAAUCGAUUCCUCAAAUAGAUGACCCUGAAGCUGAAAAUAAUGACAUGUUUUCGCAAGGUACGAUACCUGGAGACACAGACAGUGAAACUGAGACGUCAUAUAUUUCUUCAGAUUCUGCAGACAUUCUCUCUGAUGGAGAAUGCAUCUAA
Messenger RNA from Mercenaria mercenaria, 633 nucleotides. RefSeq names its product achaete-scute homolog 3-like. The transcript has a single exon. Gene Ontology annotation, biological process: developmental process; regulation of transcription by RNA polymerase II. Lineage: Eukaryota; Metazoa; Mollusca; Bivalvia; Venerida; Veneridae. Gene Ontology annotation, molecular function: DNA-binding transcription factor activity, RNA polymerase II-specific; RNA polymerase II transcription regulatory region sequence-specific DNA binding; protein dimerization activity. The record is from RefSeq and is a predicted model, not a curated record. Bases 1 to 633 code for a protein of 210 amino acids.